Oncorhynchus kisutch (coho salmon) is the source of this 5948-nucleotide messenger RNA. Its product is annotated as probable G-protein coupled receptor 173. Gene Ontology annotation, biological process: G protein-coupled receptor signaling pathway. Gene Ontology annotation, cellular component: plasma membrane. The record is from RefSeq and is a predicted model, not a curated record. Lineage: Eukaryota; Metazoa; Chordata; Actinopteri; Salmoniformes; Salmonidae. Gene Ontology annotation, molecular function: G protein-coupled receptor activity. The transcript is spliced from 4 exons. The coding region runs from base 1595 to 2758 and encodes 387 amino acids.
AAAUAGCAGUGGACCUGACAUUUCCUUUAGCUUUCUACAACGGCAGCUGUUGCUUCAGUCUGAAGUUAAGUGACAGAUUGUGUAUAUCACAAACAUUCAUUUUUACUACAGAACGCUGCACAACGCGCCUAUCCUCUGCCGAAAGAUCCCGAAUCUUGCCUCACCGAUUCCAAAGGGAGCCGAGGGAGAACCGAUGCUCAGCGCAUAGACGAGAGCCGCUGUUUCCAUUUCACCAUCGCUUUAACAGCCCUAUCAUGUUGGUCAUUUUCCUAGUUUCCAUUAUUUAAACAAUGACUGAGGCUGGAUUCCGAACGACUUGACAUGUCCGUGAAAGAUAUGGUAUCUGGGGAUUUAUCACCGCAAACAAGGAUUUUUUUCAAUCUCAUUAAAGACCAAACAAGGCGGGUACAUGUUUAAAUAUAUAGAGCGCCUACAGGCACAGUGUAGGCUACAUAUUUUCACAUAAGAUCUGUGAACGGAGAGUCCGCAUAUACAUUCAGUUGGAUAUGCAAAAGGAUGUAUUAUCACUGAAAAGAUAAAGAGAGCUCUUUGCGCUGGAGACUAGAAUGGUCGAAAAAAGGCGUCUCUGGUUUUGAUGGAGAAUCCAACAAGCAGAGCAAGAUCCGUAGACCCUCAAUAAAAGUGUCUUGUGCUGGAGCCUAAUAAGACCACCGUUAUUUUCAGAAUUUAGAUGUAUUUACCAGUGACAGGAUCCAGUUGAUGACAUUCACCGAGAUAUAAGUAUUUGAAAACAGCCAACAUUGUCAGCAAUUCGAAUUUACUCAUUUGUUCUAUUCUGCCAGUGUGAUGGGAAUUUAUUGCUAAACAUUGGGAGAGCUUUAUGGAAAACCUGAAGACAUGACAUGCACACGAAAAAAGAGGAAACGAUCCUUUUUGUUCUUUAAAACCUGUGUUUAUUUAAGAAGUCUGCAAAAAGAGACAUUAUUUUUGCAUUAAGAUCUGGCCGAUUCUAUGGAGGUGACAAUACCCUGUAUUAAUAAUUUAAUCUAUUCUUUAUGUUUUCAGUCAUUUAUCAUUGUGGAUUAUAUUUGGAAUUGACGCUCGUUUUGUUGAACCCUCUAUGCCAUUUACUGUUGCUUUACUUGAUUUUGAAUCCUUAUAUAUAUAUAAUGUGGACCGCAACAAGCUCCCCAAACGGCCUAGAAUAAAACCGUAAGCCUUUGUCUCGAGGACAAGUAUAAUACAUGAGGGAGGUUGCUUUGCUGUCUCUGGUAUUGGGGUCCUUGAAUGUGCGCAAGGCAUCAUGAUAUCAGCAGAUUAUCAGGAGGACUGGGGUCACCAAGGAACACUGGGACACGAGGAACUGCGGUAGCACUUCGUAAUAACUAAGGAGCUGACGCUGUAAGAACAAGAGGCACCGAGGGGUAGCGCUACAGGAAACGAGGGGCUCAGUGCAAAAUGGGGCAAUGCAGAGUGAAGCACUCUGGUUCCAUGUGAGCUCCAGAGAAGAGGCAACCACGAGGACGAACGAAAGGGCAGCUGGAGGAGGAGGAGGUGGCGGUGGAGGAGGAGAGGGAGAAGGAAGAGGGGUGGAUUUCAGGAGAAAAGAGGGCUUGACACGGGAGCCAAAGGGAUGGCCAAUGGCAACGAGAGCAGCGAGGGGCUUGGUGGUCCCAUGGCUGCAGUGGUGGCCACGACGGGAGGAAUGGCAGUCGGGGGCCCAUCGUCGGUCGUGUCCACAUACAUCAAACUGGUCCUACUGGGUCUGAUCAUCUGCAUCAGCCUGGUGGGCAACCUGGUGGUGUCUCUGCUGGUCCUCAGGGACCGGGCCCUGCACAAGGCCCCAUACUACUUCCUGUUGGACCUGUGCCUGGCCGACACCAUCCGCUCGGCUGUCUGCUUCCCCUUCGUGCUGGUGUCCAUUAAGAACGGCUCGGCCUGGACCUACAGCGUGCUCAGCUGCAAGGUGGUGGCCUUCAUGGCCGUGCUCUUCUGCUUCCAUGCCGCCUUCAUGCUCUUUUGCAUCAGCGUGACACGUUACAUGGCCAUCGCCCACCACCGCUUCUACUCCAAGCGCAUGACCUUCUGGACGUGCGUGGCAGUGGUGUGCAUGGUGUGGACGCUGUCAGUGGCCAUGGCCUUCCCACCCGUCUUUGAUGUGGGCACCUACAAGUUCAUCCGCGAGGAGGACCAGUGCAUCUUCGAGCACCGCUACUUUAAGGCAAACGACACACUGGGCUUUAUGCUGAUGCUGGCCGUGCUGAUCUUGGCCACGCACGUGGUCUACAUGAAGCUGCUGCUCUUCGAGUACAAGCACCGCAAGAUGAAGCCUGUCCAGAUGGUGCCAGCCAUCAGCCAAAACUGGACCUUCCACGGACCUGGCGCUACCGGCCAGGCAGCAGCCAACUGGAUCGCAGGCUUUGGCCGGGGCCCCAUGCCACCCACCCUGCUGGGCAUCCGGCAGAACUUGCACAACCAGAACCGGCGCCUGCUGGGCAUGGAGGAGUUCAAGGCAGAGAAGCAGCUUGGCAGGAUGUUCUACGUGAUCACCCUGUUGUUCCUGGUGCUUUGGUCGCCCUACAUAGUGGCCUGCUACUGGCGGGUGUUUGUCAAGGCCUGCACCAUACCGCACCGAUACCUCUCCACCACCGUAUGGAUGAGCUUUGCCCAGGCAGGGGUCAACCCCAUCGUCUGCUUCUUCCUCAACAAGGACCUGAAGAAGGGGCUCCUGGCCCACCUGCCAGCCUGCUGUAGGACUAAACCUCAUCUGCCCCGAGAGCCUUACUUUGUCAUGUGAGGGGGACGGUGGGCGGUUGUUACCUGGGGAGGGUGUGGAGGGGCGGUGGCAGGGAUGUCUGUGAGUGGUUAGGAUGGCAUGAGGGACCAUUUUAGUUGUUGUGGCCUUUGAUUUUAAAAAAAUUCUUUCCUUUUUUAUAAAUGGCCUUGGUCAGGAAACAAAUUUAAGAGAGGGAUUCCUUCUACACACAGACAGAAUACGAGACUAAACCAACAACUCAAACAGUCUAACUCAGAUGCAUGUUUGUAUUCUUCAUUUUAAUGUGGAACCUAUGAAACUGGUAGGCAGUCUUUAAACAGGCGAGGCCAAGAGAAUGAUCAUUCUGGGCCUGCUAUUGUGAAAGAGAUUGAAGUGAGGGUGACAGUUUUUCUGUAGGUUGUGGGGACAACCUGGUCAUAUUUCUCAGUCACUCCCUCAUCUGUUCUCUCAGACCAAAAAUGUCAGAUGGUCCUCUGACAAUUUGCUAGUGAAUGACUAAUAGGAGAGUGUUCUAGCACUGCUUCCUUCCUUCAUCCACUUGAAUCAGUCAAACAGAGAAAUUAUGAGUUUUGUACAAAUAGCAUAUUCAGGCACUGUUGGCUUCAUUUGGAGUUUAUUUGGGGUUUCUAUUACAUUCUAAUUUGGUCUAACACUUCAGAUGAGUACACUAUUGGAUAUGGGAAAAUUUUAAAAGAGCUGCCAUCGAGAACAGUUUGAUCUUGUGUUCAUUAGCGUUUAACAGAAAUGAGCAGAUAAUAAUUGUGAAGUGCUAAUAGGCAGACAGAAUUAUGAAAUGCAUGUUAAGCUGAUAUGUGUAAUCACAUGAUUUCUGAGGAUAACUUAAACAGACCAAUGCCCCAAUCAGUGACAAACUGAGAACUUGAGACCACACAAAAAUCUAUGAUAAAUUGACAGAAAAUGCUCCAUGCUCUUGCCAAAUUCCUUUUGCUGUAGGUGGUAUUGUUGCAGAUGACUGAACCUUAGAAUUUUUUUUCUUCAAUCUGAAUUUUUUUUUAAAGACAGUUGAUAGAAAAUGUUCAUAAAACCUAAACCAGAAUGUUUAGAUCUUCAGAUAGGAUAAAGUUCAUCACUUCACAUGAAGGUCUUUGUAGAGAGGUGGGGGAAAAUUCAGCCCAUUUAUAUUUUUGCACACAGGAAUUGAGGAAUUGAUAAAUCCUUUUUUUUUCUUAACAUGAUUUAGACUUGAACCAGAAUGCUAACUAAGUGUAGGCCGGGACACAGAGAUUGUAAUAUCUUAAGUGAAUGUCAAGCAGAGGUCUGGAACAUGAUACUAUCCCUUCGUGGGUACAAAUGUACAUUUAUUUUAGUUUUCAAAAUGCUCUAAUGUUGUCUGCAAACAAUAACAACAACAAAAACUAACAAUAACAAUGAAGCUACAGAUAACUGAAUUGUUAUUUCUAUUAUCUGCAUUAUGGCCUUACUCUUCGCUCUCUCUCUCAAAACAAAAGGUUUGUUUAUAACCAAUGCAAGAAAGAGUUGACAGCUGUAUGCCUCUGUGUGUUAAAGUAAUAAACAUAAAAGAGAUUAUUCCAACGAAUGGGGAAACACAAAACUGUGUAAUUAAUUAUUUUCGGAGGACACAUCUCUCCCCCUCGCAACCUUAAAAAAAAAAACACCAGUCAAAAACUUUAACAAGGAUGGUAAUAAAGAAAGAACGCUUGCCGAAUUGUAACACAGGAGUGUGCAAUUGUGUGUAAAGGACAGAGGAAACUUUAAUCCAACAUCGACAAUGAAUGGAAUUAACAAAAGCCCUUCCUGGAUUAUUGUGGAUUUAUUUUAGACUUUUUGUUGUUGUUUCUUUUCUUAUCAGUCAGUGUGGGGGGGGGGGGGGGGGUUGUGUAUUGAUCUGUGAAAACAAGGAUUAAAAAAAUGUGUGUGGAUUUUGGGGUUGGCUUUUGUUGGGGAGGUAAGGAGGGAGACCGGGUGUGAUUUUUUGAUAAGCAGAAAUGCCUGACAGUGCUUUUUUAGUUGCUUCAGGCAGACUAUCUUUUGUAAAUUAUCUAUGACCUCCGUACUAUUUAAUGUGUAUUAUAUGGACAAUGGACUGACUUGGAAUUGAGGGGGGGAGAAGGGGGUUCCUGGUCAUCGCAUUUUUACAACACGUGUGUGUGAGUGUUUCUGUACGCAAGUAUGAAUGUGCGUAUGUUUAGAGGCUAGAGGGAUGGAAACAAAGGACAUGUGGGAAAUAGGAAUGGCCAGAAAUUUUGCAUUUUGAAAUGACACUCCUGCAAAUGCUUAUUCAGUCUUUUUCAUCCUCAGCCUGUUCCUGACACAGAGAAUUGAAUGUGCUAAAACCAAUGAGGUUCAUUCAAAAAAUCUGAGGCGAGUGUCUUCUUAAACCAUUCAACUGCAGAGCCUCAAGAGGUAGCCAAAUAACAUUUUAUACACAUGCAGUUCCUCUAAAUUGGACUACAGAGCCUUCUAUCUCAAUGGAGAUUCUGUUCUUGCAUACAUGUAUGGGAAUAUGAAGGGUGAAGUCCGUUUGAGCUUGUGUCUUGGGGCGAAUGGUUCUAUCCACAUAGCUUCUAUGAUUAUUGCACUCUUAUUAAGUUCCAAUGUGUCUCAGUGAAAGGAAUAACUUUUAUACAUGAUCCUGGCUUGGGGUUUGAAAUUUGAAAUACACUGAGUUAUGUUGGUCAUAGAACUAACAUUCUAAUACUUUCCGUAUUUCUCAUUUCUGCCUCUUCUGUAGUGUUUUGACUUUGCAAAAGCCCAAAGCCAGCCAAAACCCAAUUUGACAUCUGAAUGUCUUAUUUAAUAACUCACUGAUUUUACAGUGUGGCUGUAGUUAUUAUGACUCUGUAUGUGGAGAGACUACAUUAUGGAUGAAAAGAAACGUAAAGACAGAAAAAGCUGUCUCAGACACAUGUGCAACCACAGUGUUAUUAUACAUUAAAUCUAUGAAAAGACAAGACUCGUAAGGAUAGUCCUAUAUGUCUCUGAAUAGUAGAACAAAUCCUGAAUCUCAGAACUGAAAUACUUUUGGACUUUGCCCUUUAAGCUGAACCACAAAAUGUCAAAGCUCCCCCCCAAAAAAUCUGCAGUUGAAUAUCAAAUCUAAAAUAGCAGAGGUUUGAAGGAUACCUAUGUAAAUGUCUUUGGGCCCCUAUAUAUCUUGGAAGUCAGAGGGUGUGGUUUCCAUAUAUUUUCUGUAUUAUAUAAAAAAAUAAAAACUGCCUGAGCUGUUUAA